This is a messenger RNA of Spodoptera litura, 2837 nucleotides long. RefSeq lists its product as uncharacterized. Lineage: Eukaryota; Metazoa; Arthropoda; Insecta; Lepidoptera; Noctuidae. Gene Ontology annotation, molecular function: DNA-binding transcription factor activity, RNA polymerase II-specific; DNA binding. Gene Ontology annotation, biological process: regulation of DNA-templated transcription. The record is from RefSeq and is a predicted model, not a curated record.
GUAGGUGCUGUGAGGAACAGAUGCAAUAAAUAGAAACAAAUUAAAAAUGCAUAAUUUUAAUCCAUCGAGACAAGAUUAUAUGAAACAUAUGCACGUGGUGCCGAUGGACACACAGGAAGAUAACAGUGAAACUAAUCAAAUUAAUAAAUUCAACCAAACAAAUGGAAUCAAUCAAAAAUAUGAAACCAAUCUAAAAAAAGCUAAAAGGUUGCGCAGCCAAUUCACGACCGACCAAGUAAAUAUAUUAGAAUCAGAAUACAACAGAUUUCCUUAUCUUUCAAGUACCAAACGCACUGAAUUAUCCAUAUUGUUAAAUGUCCCUGAAAAGUCCAUCAAAAUAUGGUAUCAAAAUCGUCGAGUGAAGGAAAAAAGGGAACGCCAAGAAUUAGCUGAGAGCUUACUAAUGAAUGAAUGUGAUCAGUCAUCAGUUAAUGAAGAACAACGUUCAUUACCAGUACUAUUAAGUGAAAGUGAUUCGGAUAGACAAAUGGGUCAAUCUGUUGCAUCAGCACCUGCAACAUUACAUCAGCCAUCGGCAUCUGCAACAUCACUUCAGCCAUCGGCAUCUAUAAUCUCACAUCAGUCAUCGGCGGCAUCUGCAACAUCACAUCAGUCAUCGGCCUUUGCAAUAUCACAUCAGUCAUCGGCAUCUGCAACGACGACUUCGUUUACUCAAAAUACUGUGACUGAAACUAAAAUAAAUCAUCCUACUUCCAUAUUUAUCAAUACUGACAAAUUAUCAUCACAUCCAAAAUCAUCUGCCGAACUAUCAAUUGAGCUAUUCAAGAAAUACAAUGAACUCUUAUCAAAGUCAAUUUACAAUGAAAAGCCGAGUCAAAAGGACGAAGAUGAAAUAAGGGAAUGCCGGGAAUCAUUGAAUUUGUCCUCGCAACAGUCGCAACUGGAACAUCUAGCACAAAACAGGAACACAAAUGUACCUGUGGAAAUAGAUUGGGACAUGAAUGAACCUGUGACACAUACUAGUGCAAUGAACGAACCUGUAGCACAUACUACAAGAAUGAAUGAACCUGUGGCACAUACUAGUAGGAUAAACGAACCUGUGGCAGAUAGUAGUAGGAUGAACGUACCUGUGGCACGUACUAGUAGCGUGAGUGAACCUGUGGCAUAUACUAGUCGGAUGAACGAACCUGUGGCACAUACUAGUGGGAUGAACAAACCUGUGGCAUAUACUAGUAGGAUGAACGAACCUGUGGUACAUACUAUUAAUAUUAACGAACCUGUGGCACAUACUGGUAGUAUUAACGAACCUGUGGCACAAACCACUAGGAUGAAUGCACCUGUAUCACAUACUAGUACGAAUAACGAACCUGUGGCACAUACUAGUAGGAUGAACGAACCUGUGGCACAUACUAGUAAGAUGAACGAACCUGUGGCCUAUACUAGUAGCAUAAACAAACCUGUGGCAUAUACAAGUACGAUGAACCAACCUGUGGCACAUACUACUAAGAUUAAUGCACCUGUAGCACAUACUAGUACGAAUAGCGGACCUGUGGCACAUACUAGUAGGAUGAACGAACCUGUGGCAUAUACUAGUAGGAUGAACGAACCUGUGGCACAUACUAGUAAGAUUAACGAACCUGUGGCCUAUACUAGUAGCAUAAACAAACCUGUGGCAUAUACAAGUACGAUGAACCAAUCUGUGGCACAUACUACUAAGAUGAACGCACCUGUGGCACAUUCUAGUACGAAUAGCGGACCUGUGGCACAUACUAGUAGGAUGAACGGUCCUGUGGCACAUAAUAGUGGGGUAAAUGCACCUGUGCGAUAUACUAGUAAGGAGAAUGCACCUGUGGCACAUGCUAGCAUGAUGAAUGCACCUGUGACACAUACUAGUACGAUAAAUGCACCUGUGACACAUACUAGUAGGAUGAAUACACCUGUGGCACAUACUAGUAGGAUGAAUACACCUAUGGCACAUACUAGUAGGAUGAAUGCACCUGUGGCACAUACUGGUAGGAUGAAUACACCUGUGGCACAUACUAGUAGGAUGAAUGCACCUGUGGCACAUACUAGUGGAGUAAAUGCACCUGUGGCACAUACUAGUAGGAUGAACGGUCCUGAGGCACAUACUAGUGGGGUAAAUACACCUAUGGCAUAUACUAGUAAGGAGAAUGCACCUGUGGCACAUGCUAGUACGAUGUAUGCACCUGUGACACAUACUAAUAGUAUGAAUGCAUUUGUGGCACAUGCAAUUGCGAUGAAUGCUCCUGUGGCACAUGCUAUUGCGAUGAAUGCUCCUGUGGCACAUGCUAUUGCGAUGAAUGCACCUAUGGCAUAUACAAAUAGAAUGAAUGCACCUGUAACACCAAAUAGACAAAUGAAUACGCCUGGGGCACAAACAAGUAAAAAGAAUGAGCCUGUGGCGGUUCCUCAGGCUGUGUUGAAUAAUCCUGGAUUUAUGUCAAUGGUUCGUCCAUUUUAUCCGCAGGCCUUUGUUCCUGGUGUUUGGAAUCCUAUGGGAGGAAUAAUGCCUUUAGGCGUACCGAUAUCAAUACCACCGUCUUUAAUGCAGCACAUGUGUAUGCCUUCAGAACUAUGUAAGUGUGAAUGUCAUGAAGAACAAAAAUCGACGCCGCAACAGCAAGUUCACCAAGGUUUGCCACAACAAAAUGCACCUUAAGCCUUUGUUUUUCCUGUACCUCUUCAAAAGCCUUAGUACAUUCACGAUUUUUUUAUAACACUGUUAAAUAAUUCUCAAAUAUUUUUUCGUUCAUUUUCGUUCGUAUCAAUUUCAGAAUGAAUUCUUUGUCGUCCCAGUAUAGUAAAUCAAUAAAUUGAUAGUUUGUGUUUAAAACCUUUUAUGUUUUAUGUUUUUA